This is a messenger RNA of Trichogramma pretiosum, 3247 nucleotides long. It is a transcript of the gene PolI, whose product is annotated as DNA polymerase iota. NCBI's taxonomy places the organism in Eukaryota, Metazoa, Arthropoda, Insecta, Hymenoptera, Trichogrammatidae. The record is from RefSeq and is a predicted model, not a curated record. Bases 1314 to 3200 code for a protein of 628 amino acids. The transcript is spliced from 3 exons. Gene Ontology annotation, molecular function: DNA-directed DNA polymerase activity; damaged DNA binding. Gene Ontology annotation, biological process: translesion synthesis.
AGCAGCACUUCUGAUUAAAUACAUGUAUCUCUUGCUUACACCGUUAUCUUCGCUCUUGCGAUAUGUAUAUUUAGGUGCAGGCAUUGUGUUCGCUGUCAGCAUCGGUAUAUAGCAACAAGUAUCAUGCACGUAGAUGACAUUGUUUUACCUAUUCUCGCGUUGAGAAAAAAAAGGUGUAUAAUCGUCUGGCGACUCUCGGAUAUAUAUAGCCCAGCUAAUGUCAUCGAUUAUAAAGCGAUACAAACGACAAUAUGCCAAAACUAUGUUUAGCAUACGAGAUGAUUCACGAUCGAGUUAGACAUAUAUACUCUAUGUACAUAAUGUUAAGGCUAUACAUCGAAUGUUAUGGUAUUGUAAACUGCUGUCUUUUGUUCUCUCUUUAUGCCGAGCAGCAGCGUCUCUCUCGCUCGCACGCACGUCUCUCACGAUGUCUCUCCCUCUCGCUUGUUCCGCGUGAUCUUGACCAGUCUCGACACGCACACUUUGGGCCAAAAUUUGCUGCUCGAGGGGGUGAAGAUCGCGCAUAUAUAUCUUAUAUGUAUAUACGUUUGCUGCUGCCUGCUGCUGCUGGCGCGUGUGCGAGUGCUGCUGCAGGUGAGCGUUUUCUUUUUAUGACAAAAGGAGGCCAGCGGGCCUACUUUACGCUGCUGCUGCUGCUGCUGCUCCUCCUACUCCUCCUCCUGCUCCGCGAGUCCUGCUGCACUCUGAUAAAUUAACGCACAGCCGCACCGCAGCCAGAUAUAUAUACAGCAUACAGCACAUAGAUCCCGUAUCGAUAGAUCGACGCGGAUUGUUUUGGAGAUAAAAGGCAGUUGAUGCAAUUGUAUCCUGAAUUCGCGACUGAUAUCGUCGUCGUCGUCGUCGGGGCGCCUUCCAUCGACAUCGACCAAGACAUUUAUUUAUACGCACUUAUACGAGCAAGCUCAUUCUAUAUCACGACGCCGCGAUCGUCGAUCGAUAGGCACUCGACAACGGAUCAAGACGAUCGACGCAUUUUUGACAGAGAGGACACAGCGAUUUUGACGUUGACGAGUAUAUAUUUUUGUUACAUCGUCGCGAGUCGCAACGACUGCUGCUGCUGCUGCUGCUGCUGCUCUUCGAGAAGAAAGCGCCGCGCAACACCAACAGCAAGAGAGCGAGAGAGAGAGAGAGAGAGUGUACACAAAGACUGAUUAUAUACGUAACGCUGCGACGUUUGUAUAUUAGUGACUCCGUUUUUCUACUUAAAGUGUUUAUACCACAAAAAAUUACGCGUGUGCCUUUGUUAAUAAAAUUGUUGAUGAGAAACGACGAAUGUUUCAGUCCGGAGUUUUAUGGGAUUAGAUAUUCAAAUGGAUACUAGCAGUGAUUAUGAACAUGAAUUUGUUGAGCAUCCGAGAUGCAUCGUUCAUCUCGAUGUUGACUGUUUUUAUGCACAAGUCGAAAUGAUAUCGCAUCCUGAACACAAAGGAAAGCCAUUGGGUGUGCAGCAAAAGAACCUCGUGGUUACCAGUAACUAUGAAGCAAGAGCUUUCGGAGUCAGGAAAUGCAUGCCAGUCGAUGAGGCACUGCAAUUAUGUCCAAGUUUAAUUUUAGUCAGAGGUGAAGACUUGACACCAUAUAGACGUAUGUCAGCUAAAAUUGCUGAACUCUUGCACCAGUUUACACCGUCAGUAGAAAAACUAGGACUCGAUGAAAACUACAUUGAUGUGACAUCUAUUAUUGAUGGUUAUAAUGUACAUAAUGUUAAUAAUGAAAAAAACUUUGAACUCGAUGAUGAUUCUUCUGUCAAAGAAUGUAUAACUAGUAUGUGUGAAUUAGAAAAUGCCGAAAAAAUAACACCAGUUGGUGAAAUUUUCAGUGAUACAGAAGAAGAAUGCCCUUGCAGAUGUCAUAAACGUUUAGCGGUGGCAAGCAUAAUUGCCAAGGAUAUGAGAUAUAAAAUUUACAGUGAAUUAGGGCUGACUUGCAGUGCCGGUAUAGCUCACAAUAAAUUAUUAGCAAAAUUAGCUGGAGCUUUACACAAACCAAAUCAACAAACUUUAGUUUAUCCAUUUUCUGCAGCGGAAUUAGUUUCUUCCUUAGGUUCAGUUUCAAAAAUUCCAGGUGUUGGGCGUAGAACAGCUGAGUCUUUAACAGCGAAUAAUAUUAAAACAGUUGAAGAUGUACGUAAAAUACCUUUAGAUAGGCUACAAGUUAAAAUUGGAAAAGAUUUAGCAAGAAAAAUUAAAGACUAUGCUGAAGGUAUUGACGAUACACCAGUCAAGCCAACAGGAAAACCUCAAUCUAUUGGUCUAGAAGAUGGAUUUAAAAAAGUUUCAUUAGUUGACGAAGUUGAGUCUCGAUUAAGUGCAUUACUACGAAGACUCACAGAAUUAGCAGCUGAAGAUGGCAGAAUACCAGUUUGUAUAAAAUUGACUGUGAGAAAAAAUGAUAGAAAUCAGGAAAAACCUAGCUCUUCUUCGGGUAAACGAGAAAGUAGACAAUGCACAAUUCCACAGCAUCUAGUUCCUCAAAAUAAAGGGGCUAAAGGGGCUAAUCUUUUAUUUGAUCACAAAAAAAUUCUAUCCCUGGUUAUGAAACUAUUUCAUCGAGUUGUUAACGUGUCUAAGCCUUUUCAUUUAACACUACUAGGCUUAGCAUUCACUAAAUUUCAAGAAGAAAAAGCUUCAGGAAAAAAUAGUAUUGCAUCAUUUUUGAGAAAGCAAGUAGCAGUUCAAUCGGUUAUGGACAUAAGCUCAGAAGAAGGUUUCUCAGAUGUAAGCUUAGGUUCUCCUAUGAGCAUCAAUUUGCAAGAUGAAGAUGACAGCUAUGAAGAAUUAAGAGAAAAUAAAGACUUGGGAAAUAAAGUACAAUUUCAGUCAUACUCGUGUCAUCGUGUUAGAAGUUUAGAUAGAGCAACACCAAGCCCUAUUGAUAUUCGUUGUAGCGGGGAUGAUGAUGAUGAUCUUUUAAGUGAAAUGGAACCAUCUCCAAAAAAAACAAAACUGGAAGUGUGGUUGAGUGGAAGACGAGAAUCUCCUAGUAUUGAAAUGGCUGAUUUAAAAUUAAAUACUCCAUCAUCAUCCCCAAUAUCAAAAAAUUUAUUACCAAGUGGACCAACAAACUUUAAAUCAACAAUACCUAUAGAUCUUGACAAGCAGAUGAAUCAUUCCUGGUCCACAAACACAAGUGGAAAAAAAUCAAAUGAAUUGUAUAAAUUCUUUAUAGCUAACAAAUAACUGCUAAUAUUGUAACAUCGAGACGAUUUUUUUUUUUUUUUGGAAAC